CUCUAUCACCUGUUUGUCUGCUUUCUUCCUCCUCCUGAUUCUCUCUUCUCCUCCAUAAAAAAAAAAGCCGUUUUCUUUUCACUAUUCCCACAAAAAACUGUUUGACAUUUCGCCUUGAGAGAAAAAAAAAACAUCGAGAAGGAUGAAUUGCCCUCUUGAGGAAUGCUCUGAAUUUGCAGAAGCUGAUCCUACCGGGAGAUAUGGCAGAUAUGAUGAGAUUCUCGGCAAAGGCGCUUCGAAGACGGUGUACAGGGCCUUCGACGAGUAUGAAGGGAUCGAAGUGGCGUGGAACCAGGUGAAGCUGCGUGAUUUCAUGAGGAAUCCCGAGGAUCUGGAGAAAUUCUACAGGGAGAUUCAUCUGCUCAAGACCUUGAAUCACCCAAAUAUCAUGAAGUUCUACACUUCCUGGGUUGAUACUUCCAACUUGUCCAUCAAUUUCGUCACUGAACUCUUCACCUCCGGCACUCUCAGACAGUAUAGGCUGAGACAUAGAAGAGUGAACAUCAGAGCUGUGAAGCAUUGGUGCAGGCAGAUUCUGAGAGGACUUCACUAUCUCCACAGCUGUUCUCCUCCAAUUAUCCACAGAGACCUCAAAUGUGAUAACAUAUUCAUCAAUGGCAACCAAGGUGAAGUCAAGAUCGGAGAUCUCGGCCUCGCAGCCAUUCUCCGGAAAUCCCAUGCCGCCCGUUGCGUCGGAACGCCCGAGUUCAUGGCUCCGGAAGUAUACCAAGAAGAAUACAACGAGCUGGUCGAUAUCUACUCGUUCGGAAUGUGCGUAUUGGAGAUGGUCACGUUCGAUUAUCCUUACAGCGAAUGCUCUCACCCGGCCCAGAUUUACAAGAAAGUCAUCUCUGGGAAAUGGCCUGAAGCCUUUUACCAAGUGAAGGAUCCCGAGAUUCGCCAGUUUGUUGAGAAGUGUUUGGCCACUGUGACUUGCAGGCUUACGGCCUUAGAGCUUUUGCAAGAUCCCUUUCUGCAGAUCGACGAGGAUGGAUUUGAUAUGAGACCAGUUGAUUACUACAACGGUUGCGAUGAAACAGAGGUGUUACCGAGAAAUCUUCUGAAUGGAAAUGGGUAUGAAGGUUACUUGUGUUAUGAUCAUGGGGAUGGUUCUCAUUACCAGGAUCAUUUCGAGCCUCGGGUAAGCGAAAUCGAUCUCUUCUCCAACCAAGGUGAUGAAAAUCUUGAAGACAACGACAUUUCGAUUAAGGGAAAGAAAAGAGACGACGACGGGAUAUUCUUAAGGCUGCGAAUUGCUGAUUCUGAAGGGCGGUUCCGCAACAUUUACUUCCCCUUCGAACCAGCGAUUGAUACAGCAUGGAGCGUUGCGGCAGAAAUGGUGUCAGAACUGGACAUAACCAAUCAAGAUGUCGCGAAAAUCGCGCACAUGAUCGACACAGAGAUCGCUACAUUGGUUCCGGGUUGGAAAACUGACAACGAAUGCCAAGAAAGUUCCCGGCUCGAAAAAUACUGCCAGACUUGUGCCUCGAAUGGAUACAUACAGGAUACCGUAUCAUCGAACAGCCAAACGGCAGAAAAACCUCAUCUCUUCGAGUGUUCCGAAGACGUUAACGGUUCUUCAGUUCAUGGAAGGUUCGAGGAGAUAAUCUACCAAGUUGAAGGGCAAGACCAAGGCGUCGACGAUGGCCAUCCUGUCUUGGAGAUCCCACCGGACAGGAACAGGAUCCAUUACGCAGACAUCUGGGGUCUGAAAGAUGCGCAUUCCGAUCACGCCGACGAAGAACAGAGCUCUCUCCUCGAUCCAAGGAAGUUCAAAACUCGAUCUGAGAAUGAGAUCAGACGAGAACUGAGAUGGCUCAAGACAAGAUACAGACUUCAGGCGAAGGGGGUGAGAGACAAGAAUGCCGAUUUCAAAGAUGUGUUUGGCGGGAGAUCUUCCUCGUCGGUUUGUACGCUGAAUUGGGAUAUCAUCGGACAUGGAGUUUCAGGCGAAGGUUCUUCCGGUGACAGUCUCCGUACGGAGAGCUGGGUCCUGCCGGAAAGUGACGAGAGUUUCCGUACGGGGAGUUUGGCUCUGCCUCCGCUUCAUAGGGCGAUUUCUCUUCCCGUUGACGUCGUAGACAUUUGAAAAUAAAUAUCCGAAUUAAUAUUUCUAAUGGUGAAAUUAAUAUUCUGAUGUACUUGUUAGAAUUAGGUUUUUAUCUUUGUAUUACAUUUUAAAAUAAUAUUACGUGUUUUUCUUUUCAAGCUA
This is a messenger RNA of Tarenaya hassleriana, 2212 nucleotides long. RefSeq names its product serine/threonine-protein kinase WNK2. Bases 143 to 2089 code for a protein of 648 amino acids. Gene Ontology annotation, biological process: protein phosphorylation; intracellular signal transduction. Gene Ontology annotation, cellular component: cytoplasm. The record is from RefSeq and is a predicted model, not a curated record. The transcript is spliced from 7 exons. NCBI's taxonomy places the organism in Eukaryota, Viridiplantae, Streptophyta, Magnoliopsida, Brassicales, Cleomaceae. Gene Ontology annotation, molecular function: ATP binding; protein serine/threonine kinase activity.